ACAGUGGAACGAGCCAAGGAUCAGGAUUUGCAGCUCAGCUAUAUAAACCCAGCAGAAUCUGGCUGCUGUGACCAGUUUGCCUUGCUGUCAAAGCUCGCUGCCUUGCGCUCGCACACGGCACCGGACAACGCAACUUCGCCGAGUUUUGACAGGACGGCAACAAAGUCAGGAGAGCCCAGCUGGCUUUGACCACCGUAUUUAUUUCAUGGAGGCUGCUCACAGCAGGAUCUAAGCUCUGUCAGAGUCUCUAAGGGAAAAAACGCACCAGGAAAGAAAAGGAUCUCCAGUUUGGUUUGGCUUAGCUCUCCAAUUUUUGCUGCAGAUUACAAAGGCCAAGGAAACCUAAGACUCUUUCAGGCUCAAAAGGGAACUGGGCACCACAAUGGGACUCCCCAGCUGGGUCUUGGCCUGUGUCAUCCUCACUUUGCUGUCCCAGCACGUCACUGGGGGACUCAUCAAAAGAAUUAUCCGGCAGAAGAGGGAGACUGGGCUGAAUGUGACCUUGCCAGAGGAUAACCAGCCUGUGGUUUUCAACCAUGUCUACAACAUCAAGCUGCCCGUUGGCUCCCUCUGCUCCGUGGACCUGGACACGGCGAGCGGCGACGCUGACCUGAAGGCGGAAAUUGAGCCUGUCAAGAACUACGAGGAGCACACGGUGAAUGAGGGGAACCAGAUUGUCUUCACUCACAGGAUUAACAUUCCCCGCCGGGCUUGUGGCUGUGCAGCUGCCCCAGACAUUAAGGAUCUGCUGAGCAGACUAGAGGAGCUGGAGGGGCUGGUCUCCUCCCUGCGGGAGCAGUGUGCCAGCGGGGCUGGAUGCUGUCCUAAUUCCCAGGCAGCAGAAGGUCGCCUGGACACCACACCCUAUUGCAGCGGGCACGGCAACUACAGCAUCGAGAUCUGCGGCUGCAUCUGCGAGCCCGGCUGGAAGGGCCCCAACUGCAGCCAGGCCUCGUGUCCCUCCGACUGCAACGACCAAGGCAAGUGCGUGGACGGGCUGUGCGUGUGCUUCGAGGGCUACACGGGCCCGGACUGCAGCCAGGAGCUCUGCGCCCAGGGCUGCGGCGCCCACGGGCGCUGCGUGGGAGGGCAAUGCCUGUGCCACGAGGGCUUUGUGGGUGACGACUGCAGCGUGCCCCUGUGCCCCCACAACUGCCACGGCCGCGGGCGCUGCGUGGACAGCGAGUGCGUGUGCGAUGAGGGCUACACCGGUGAGGACUGCAGCGAGCUCAUCUGCCCCAACGACUGCUUCGACCGCGGGCGCUGCGUGAACGGCACCUGCUUCUGCGAGGAGGGCUUCACCGGCGAGGACUGCGGGGAGCUCACCUGCCCCAACGACUGCCACGGCAACGGGCGCUGCGAGAACGGGCUGUGCGUGUGCUACGAGGGCUUCGUGGGCGACGACUGCAGCGAGAGGAGGUGCCCCAACGACUGCCACAACCGCGGGCGCUGUGUGGGCGGGCGCUGCGUGUGCCAUGAGGGGUACCUGGGUGAGGACUGUGCCGAGCUGCGGUGCCCCAACGACUGCAACAACCGUGGGCACUGCGAGAACGGGCAGUGUGUGUGCCACGAGGGGUUCAUCGGGGAGGACUGCGGGGAGCUGCGCUGCCCCAACGACUGCCACAACCGCGGGCGCUGCGAGAACGGGCAGUGCGUGUGCCAUGAGGGCUUCACCGGGGAUGACUGCGGCCAGCUGCGGUGUCCCAGCGACUGCCACAACCGCGGGCUGUGUGUCAAUGGGCAGUGCGUGUGCGAUGAGGGGUACACAGGUGAGGACUGCGCCGAGCUGCGCUGCCCCAAUGACUGCCACAACCGCGGGCGCUGCGUGGAGGGGCACUGCGAAUGUGACAACGGCUUCAUGGGCGAUGACUGCGGCGAGCUGGCCUGCCCCAACAACUGCCACGGGCGUGGGCGCUGCGAGAACGGGCGCUGCGUGUGCCACGAGGGCUUCGUGGGCGAGGACUGCCGGGAACGCUCCUGCCCCAACGACUGCAACAACGCGGGGCGCUGCGUGGACGGGCGCUGUGUCUGCGAGGAUGGCUACAUCGGGGAUGACUGCUCCGAUGUGUCUCCUCCAACUGAGCUGACUGUGACCAACGUGACAGAUAAAACUGUCAAUCUGGAGUGGAAGCACGAGAACCUGGUCAACGAGUACCUCAUCACCUACGUCCCCACCAGCAGUGGGGGCUUGGACAUGCAGUUCACCGUGCCAGGAAACCACACAGCUGCCACCAUCCACGAGCUGGAGCCGGGGGUGGAGUACUUUAUCCGUGUCUUUGCAAUCCUGAAAAACAAGAAGAGUAUUCCAGUCAGUGCCAGGGUAGCCACAUAUCUGCCUGCUCCAGAAGGUCUGAGAUUCAAAUCUGUUCGGGAAACAUCUGUCCAGGUGGAGUGGGACCCUCUGAACUUCUCUUUUGAUGGCUGGGAGCUGGUCUUCCAUAACAUGAAAAAGGAUGAUAAUGGUGACAUAACCAGCAGCUUGAAAAGGCCAGAGACAUCCUACAUGCAGCCAGGUUUGGCACCUGGGCAGCAGUACAAUGUGUCCAUCCAUAUAGUGAAGAACAACACCAGAGGACCAGGACUGUCCAAAGUCAUCACCACAAAGCUUGAUGCCCCCAGCCAGGUGGAGGCCAAAGAUGUCACCGACACCACGGCUCUCAUCACGUGGUCCAAACCCUUGGCUGAAGUUGAAGGUGUGGAGCUCACGUAUGGCCCCAAGGACAUUCCAGGGGACAGGACAACCAUUGACCUCUCUGAAGAUGAGAACCAAUAUUCCAUUGGCAACCUGAGGCCACACACAGAGUACGAGGUGACGCUCGUCUCUCGUCGAGGGGACAUGGAAAGCGACCCUGUGAAGGAAAUCUUUGUCACAGACCUGGAUGCUCCAAGGAACCUGAAGCGGGUGUCCCAGACUGACAGCAGCAUCACGCUGGAGUGGAAGAACAGCCACGCCAAUGUCGAUAAUUACCGAAUUAAGUUUGCCCCCAUCUCUGGUGGGGACCACAUGGAGAUCACAGUGCCCAAGGGCAACCAGGCCACAACCAGAGCUACACUCACAGGUUUGAGGCCUGGAACUGAAUAUGGCAUUGGAGUGACAGCAGUGAGGAACGACAGGGAAAGUGCUCCUGCUACCAUCAAUGCUGGCACUGAUCUUGAUAACCCCAAGGACUUGGAAGUCAGCGAGCCCACUGAGACCACCUUGUCCCUGCGCUGGAGAAGGCCGGUGGCCAAGUUUGACCACUACCGCCUGGUUUCCACCAGUCCCUCCGGGAAGAAGAGCGAGGUGGAGAUCCCUGUGGACAGCACCUCCUUCCUGCUGCGGGGGCUGGAGCCAGGCACCGAGUACACCAUCAGCCUGCUGGCAGAGAAGGGACGGCACAAAAGCAAACCCACCACUGUCAAGGGCUCCACGGAGGAGGAACCUGAGCUGGGGGAAUUAUCAGUGUCAGAGCCUGGCUGGGAUGGUUUCCAGCUCACCUGGACAGCAGCUGACGGCGCCUAUGAGAACUUUGUCCUCCAGGUGCAGGAGUCUGGCAAGCCUGAGGAGACCCGAAAUGUCACAGUCCCGGGGACACUGAGCUCUGUGAAUGUCACCGGCCUCAAGGCCAACACUUCUUACACCAUCACCCUUCAGGGGGUCACUCGGGGCUACAGGAGCAAGCCCCUUUCUCUUGAGACUGCCACAGGAGAGCAGCCCGGCAUUGCAGAGCUCACGGUUUCCGACAUUACUCCCGAAAGUUUCAACCUCUCCUGGACAGCCUCCAACGGGGACUUCGAUGCCUUUACCAUUGAAAUUAUUGAUUCUAACAGGUUGCUGGAGCCCAUGGAGUUCAACCUCUCAGGCAACUCAAGGACUGCUCAUAUCUCAGGGCUUUCUCCCAGCACUGAUUUCAUUGUCUACCUCUCCGGGAUCUCUCGCGGGUUCCGCACACAGGCAAUCAGUGCUGCAGCUACCACAGUAGAGGAACUACUCCUUAGCAAACUCAGUGUAUCAAACGCUACCUCAGACAGCCUGUCACUCACCUGGGAGGCACAGGACAAGGCCUUUGACCACUUUAUUCUGGAAGUCAGGAACUCUGACUUCCCCUUGGACUCCCUGGUGCUCACAAUGCCAGGGGACUCUCGGCACUCUGUAGUGACCAACCUCAAAGCUGCCACUAAUUACACAGUCCAGCUCCAUGGGGUAAUUGAUGGGCAAGGUGGGCAGACCUUGACAGCCAUGGCAACCACAGAGGCUGAGCCACAGCUGGGCACACUCACCCUCACAAACGUUACCCCUGACAGCUUCAACCUGUCCUGGACCACUCAAGACGGGCCCUUUGCCACGUUUGUUAUCAAAAUCCAAGAUUCCCUGGCGGCACAGGAAGCCCAGGAGCUGACAGUGCCAGGGGGCACGCGCAGCGCCCACAUCUCAGGCCUCACAGAUCACACUGCCUAUGACAUUCACAUUCGGGGCACCACCAGGGCAGGUGUCCCCACAGAGCCCCUCACUGCUUUUGUCACCACAGAGGCCAUGCCCCCACUGGAAAACCUAACAGUGUCUGACAUGAACCCCUAUGGGUUCACAGUGUCCUGGAUGGCAUCGGAGAAUGCCUUUGACAACUUUCUAGUAGUCGUGGUGGAUUCUGGCAAGCUGCUGGACCCACAAGAGUUCCUCCUUUCGGGAGCCCAGAGAGAGCUGAAGCUUAAAGGCCUAAUUACUGGCAUUGGCUAUGAGGUUUUGCUUUAUGGGUUUGCCAAGGGGCACCAAACAAAGCCCCUGAGCGCUCUGGCUGUUACAGAAGCAGAGCCCGAGGUGGACAACCUUCUGGUUUCAGACGCAACCCCAGAUGGAUUCCGUCUCUCCUGGACUGCAGAUGAUGGGGUUUUCAACAGUUUUGUUCUAAAAAUCAGGGACACCAAAAGGAAAUCUGACCCCCUGGAGCUGAUAGUGCCAGGCCAUGAGCGCACCCAGGAUAUAACAGGGCUGAAAGAGGGCACUGAAUAUGAGAUUGAGCUCUAUGGAAUUGGCAGUGGACAACGUUCCCAGCCCGUAAACACAGUAGCAUCCACAGCGGUUGGCUCUCCCAAGGGAAUUUCUUUCUCUGACAUCACGGAAAAUGCUGCCACAGUCAGCUGGACCCCGCCUCGCUCCCGCGUGGAAAACUUCCGCAUCUCCUACGUCCCCGUCACGGGAGGUACCCCAAAUGUUGUCACAGUCGAAGGGAGCAAGACAAGGACCAAGCUGGUGAAGCUGGUCCCAGGUGUGGACUACAAUGUCAGCGUCAUCUCUGUGAAAGGCUUUGAAGAAAGCGAGCCCGUCUCUGGCAUCCUGAAAACAGCUCUGGACAGCCCAUCAGGCCUGGUAGUGGUGAACAUCACAGACUCUGAGGCUCUGGCAACCUGGCAGCCAGCAAUUGCUGCUGUGGAUAACUACGUGGUGUCCUACUCAUCUGAGAAAGAGCCAGAAGUGACGCAGCUGGUCUCAGGGAACACGGUGGAGUAUGACCUGAAGGGGCUGCAGCCUGCCACGGAGUACACGCUGAGCGUCCGCGCGCAGAAGGACGCGCAGAGCAGCGAGACCCUCUCCACCCACUUCACCACAGGGCUGGAUGCUCCAAGGGAUUUGAGUGCCACUGAGGUGCAGUCAGAAGCAGCUGUGAUAAGCUGGAGGCCUCCCCGAGCUCCAGUCACUGGAUAUCUCCUGAUCUAUGAAUCCAUUGAUGGCAGAGUCAAGGAAGUCAUCCUAAACCCCGAGACAACUUCCUACAGCCUGACAGAGCUGAGCCCCUCCACACAGUACACGGUGAAACUGCAGGCCCUGAGUGGGGCCCUGAGGAGUAAAACCAUCCAGAUCAUUUUCACCACCACUGGGCUCCUCUAUCCCUACCCCAAGGACUGCUCCCAGGCCCUGCUGAAUGGAGAAGCCACCUCUGGGCUCUACACGAUUUACCUGAACGGGGACAAGGCUCAGCCUCUGCAGGUGUUCUGUGACAUGGGCGAGGACGGCGGCGGCUGGAUCGUGUUCCUGAGGCGUCAGAAUGGGAAGCAAGAUUUCUACAAGAACUGGAAUACUUAUGUGGCAGGAUUUGGAGAUCCUAAGGAGGAAUUCUGGAUAGGUCUGGAGAACCUGCACAAAAUCACUUCUCAGGGCCAGUACGAGCUGCGAGUGGACCUGAGGGACAAGGGGGACACGGCCUACGCUGUGUACGACCGCUUCAGCGUGGGCGACGCCAAGAGCCGCUACCGCCUGCGCGUGGAUGGCUACAGCGGCACAGCAGGUGACUCCAUGACCUACCACAAUGGAAGGUCCUUCUCCACCUUUGACAAGGACCACGAUUCUGCCAUCACCAACUGUGCUCUGUCAUACAAAGGAGCCUUCUGGUACAAGAACUGUCACCGAGUCAACCUGAUGGGCAGAUAUGGUGACAACAACCACAGUCAGGGCGUCAACUGGUUCCACUGGAAGGGCCACGAGUAUUCCAUCCAGUUUGCAGAGAUGAAGCUGAGACCCUCCAGCUUCCGGAACCUGGAGGGGCGUCGGAAGCGAGCGUAGAGCCCCAGGGGCUGCGGGCAGGGCUGGGGAGGGGAUGGAGAGGGGGGUGUGGGGAGACCCUCUGGCAUCGCUGGCCUGGGGGUGUGAGGAGCUGGGACUGGCACCAAAGCACCGGUGAGCUGUGGCCCGGCAGAGGCUUUGCAGCAUUCCAAACAACAAAAAAAAAAGCCUUAAAGCAUCCCAGAGCUUCCAGCAGAGCAGCUCCAGCUGCCCACCAGGAACGUCCUCCACACCAAAGACAACGAUCUCAAGGGUUCUGUGUUGUUUUUUUAAUUUUUUUUUAAAUUUUUUUGCCCGAAAACGUCUGGGAUAAAGUUCUUCCGACAUCUGAUGAUCUCUUGGGUGGCCCAGGGAACGGGAGGGAGAACAGCUUUGUACAUUGGUAGUUUGUUUUAGAACCAGCCAUAUUUUACACACAGAAAUGUGUAAGAUUAAUUGUUGUUAUUAUUAUUAUUAUUAUUAUUAUUAGCUAUAAGUGAAAAUAAUUGGUGGUUUGAAUGCCUUUUUAUAUAUAUAUCAAGUACCACAGAGAAGGAGGGAAUGGGAAGGGAAAGCAGUAUGUUUUUAAAGUUAAGCAUAAGAUUAAUAUUAUUAAUAUAAAGACAAAGUAAUAAUAAUAAUAAUGAUAAUAAUAAUAAGCAAAAUUUUGUCAUUUUUAAGAGAACCAUGCUUUUGGAAACACAGCAGGACAGUGACUGAUUGUAAAUUUUUUUUUAUAAAUAAAAGCACAAUUACUUUUAAAUAAAUUUCUACCUUUUUUUUUUCAUUCAUGUGGAGUUUGUGCAUGUCCAGGAUAUAUUUACUUAGAUGGGGAAAUAAAGACAGACAGAUGAAUUAGGCUGCUGAGACCCUAUUGAAAACUGUUCCUUUUGUCAGUGACUGGUUGUAAUUAUUUUGGUGGGUUUGUUACAGUGAAAUGCCCAUGAAGAUUUGGGUUCUUUCAGAAUAUAAAUUUUUUUCCUGCCCAAAAGCUUCUUCCAUGUUUUUCUAAGUGUUACUGACCAAUGCUUGCUCCAUCUAGGUGGGAAUAACUAACAAAGCAAAACGAAGAGAACCCAGAGUUGUUGUUAGGUACCAUGGGCAGUUUGAACACUUGUGUAAAUAAAGGGCUCUCUUUUUUUUUUUCUAUGAAUGAAAAUCCAUGUAGUUCCUCUGUAUCACACUCUGCAGUUCAAGACAAUAAAAGAUCUCUUGUUUUAA
Molecule: messenger RNA, 7735 nt
Organism: Taeniopygia guttata (zebra finch)
Lineage: Eukaryota; Metazoa; Chordata; Aves; Passeriformes; Estrildidae
Source: RefSeq, a predicted model, not a curated record